Dentiscutata erythropus is the source of this 2888-nucleotide messenger RNA. Lineage: Eukaryota; Fungi; Glomeromycota; Glomeromycetes; Diversisporales; Gigasporaceae. The record is from the annotation of a GenBank genome assembly.
AUGAUGUUUCUUUUAAUACAAAUCAAAAAAAAAGAAAAACAAAGAACAAUCAUGAGCAAUUACCUCAAGUAGUUGAACCAGUUAGUGAAGAUCGUAGAAGAGAAUUAAAUCGAGCUUUAAUAAAGGCUUUUAUUUGUUGUGGUAUACCUUGGGUAGUUAUUGAUAACCCAUGUUUUAUUAAUUUACUUAAAUUGUUAGAACCUGGCUAUACUCCUCCACAUAGAGAUAUUUUAGCUAAUCGUGAAGAGGAAGCUAUUAAUUUAAUAGAAUCUCAGUUACAAGAGAAUGAAAAAUUAAAAAUUGAAGAAUUAAUUGAUUUGAAUAACUCUAUUUUUAUGGAAGAUAAUAUUGAAAAUAUAAGCAAUAAUAGAUAUAUUGAAGUUUCGACACAAUCACAAUCAGUUUAUCGAACGGCUACUAUACCUGAACCACAAGAAAAUGGUCUUGUUUAUCCUGUAAACUUAGUCACUUACCCCAAUGAUACUAUAGUCAUUCGGUUAUUUCGUAAUUUAACUUGUCCAAUUAGUAGUAAUAUUAUGACCCCACUUCGUUUCAUUUCUCCAACUUUGGUGCUUACUAUUACAAAUCUAAAUUAUGCUUUUGAUCCUGUUAAUUAUUGUCCUACAAAUCAAACAAACACCACAUUAUCAAAUCUGAUGAAUAUUUUUGCGAUACCAGAUAAUUUUUUAUUGAUACGUUAUUGGAUAGUUCCCAGUAGUUCACCUAAUAUGGUUCAAUAUUAUGGACUUAUUGUAUCUUCUAAUGGCACAAUAACAAAUAGGGACACGCCAGUACAAUUGAGUAAUCCUAUCAACAUUACCAACGCGACCGCAUCUAAUACUCAGAUUGCAACCUUAGAUAAUAAUAAGAAAGGAAUUAUUUUUGUUUCAAAUGAUUUUAAGAGCUUUGCUACGAUAGAUGGAGGUUAUCAAUUAGUUUACUCUGUUAGUUUAAAAAAUCAAGAACUUAUAUUACCGAACUCCUCAACUCUAAGUCCCACAACAUUAAUUGUUUUUUCGACCGUGUUAAGAUCUGAUUCUUCUAAUUUUACACCUCCUGUUAUAAUAUAUCAAUCGUUAAUAUCAGAAGCAACAAUUUCCAUAAGUAAUUGUCAAAGUAAUUCUGAAAAUCGUCCUGGCUAUUUAUGUAUUUUACAUGGCCAAAGUACUCCACAAAGUUUAACACCCGGAGUGAGUUUUUGGGAAAUGUUAUCUUUUAUUUCUACAGGAACUGAUGUUUCAUCAGUGGAUUUACCCAAAAAUUAUGUAAACGGAAAUGAUGUGAUCACCUAUAGCUCGGCCUAUCUUUUACAUAAUGGUGGCGUUUUAAUGUUAGGUCAAAAUCAAAAUGGUACUUUACAGGGAUCAAUUUUUAAUGAUAACGGUGCAUUUGUGCAAGAUUGGGGCUUACCUCUGUCUCAAGGGAUGAUAGCUUCAUAUACUGAGGGUAGUAACACCGUGUGGGCGGUUGCACCUUCAAUAAAUAACUCUUGGUCAGUGUAUUCUAUCGGUUUGCCUUCAUUUCUACCUAGUGAUGUCUUAUUAAUGAAUCCUAGCAUUCAAUCUAUAAACCCGACCGUCAAUUCAUCAAUCUCCAAAAAUACAUCUUUCAUUACGAUAACAUUUCGUCAAGAUGUUGCUCCGUCAGUUGCAAAUAUAACCAUAUACUACCACACCAAUGACUCUGAUAAUUUGCGCCAGACGCUUUCGGCCAAUUCAUCCGAAGUCCAUUUUAUUAAUAGAAGGCAAAUAGUAAUUGAUGUAUUGCCAAGUACUUUUAAUCAAGAAGGAGCGAAUUAUUUUAUCACGAUUGAUCCGAAUUUCGUAGCGUUAAGGGAAUCUGGUGAACCGUUACCAGGCGUAAGCAAUGGAACUUGGUCAUUUUUUACUGAGAGAACUACCAGCACUUUCACAGAUGAUGAAACUAUUUAUUUUGAAAACUUGAGUGAGGAAAACAAAACUAGUUUCUAUGAUGAACUGAUCACUUCUUUUGCAAAUGCAUUAUCUGUAAAUGUCUCAAGAUUGUCUAUACAAAGACGAUUUCAACAUGAUGCUAGUGCAAAUGAACCAUGGCCAAUUCUAUUUCGUAUGACGCUUGUUGCAGCUACACAAAUAGAUGAAAUAAAUACACAAGAUAUGCUUGAAAGUUUGGCAUCCUUGGUUACUAAUAAAAGUAUUACGAGUCUUAUGCUUUAUAAUAGUACUGCAUCCUUGGAUUCGAAUUAUGGAUUGAUACGACUAACGAGCAUAUGGGAGAGAUACCGAUUUGAAAUUGUGGGUGUGAUAUUUAUUAUCUUUGUUUUAUUUGUCUUAAUCUUUUUGUCGAAUCGCGCACAUCCGGAGGAAUUUUAUGGAAAUGACAAUUUUCACCAAUGGGCAAAACAAAAUGUUUUCGUUUCUUCAAUAUUUAUCGUUCUGAGUUACUGUGAUAUAGAAUCCUUAGAUUUUGUUUCUUCAGAUAUUGCAAAUAUAUCAUGGGUUCAAGCGCCUUUCUCCAAAGGUGUAUAUGAAGCCUUGUACAUAAGUACCUUUAUUGUUAUGUUUAUUGAAGAUAUACCACAAUUCAUAAUUCUGGUUAUAUAUUUGCAAAGAGUAGUCAUAACGAGAUUCGUUCCACUUAUUACCGUAUUUACAUGUGCACUAAUAAUAGUAACAAACAUUGUUAGUCAUGUAUAUGAUUGCAUAAACAUGAUUUGGGAUUCAAAAAAUGCUGAUACAUCAAAAAAGACAUAUAAAAAAUGGUGGGAAGUUGGAAAAGCUUCAGCUUCAAGACGAAUAUCUUCUCGUAAGCAUCCUCAUUUCUUGAGCGGAUUUGUUCCAAUUCAACCUGAUCCAGCCACUCAGGUUGUGUCCCCUGUAUCAAGUAUUGGUGUUGAAUCUAGUGUGUAA